Saccharomyces cerevisiae S288C is the source of this 1092-nucleotide messenger RNA. RefSeq names its product putative aryl-alcohol dehydrogenase (gene AAD3). Gene Ontology annotation, molecular function: aryl-alcohol dehydrogenase (NADP+) activity. Lineage: Eukaryota; Fungi; Ascomycota; Saccharomycetes; Saccharomycetales; Saccharomycetaceae. The transcript has a single exon. The record is from RefSeq and is marked reviewed. Bases 1 to 1092 code for a protein of 363 amino acids.
AUGAUUGGGUCCGCGUCCGACUCAUCUAGCAAGUUAGGACGCCUCCGAUUUCUUUCUGAAACUGCCGCUAUUAAAGUAUCCCCGUUAAUCCUAGGAGAAGUCUCAUACGAUGGAGCACGUUCGGAUUUUCUCAAAUCAAUGAACAAGAAUCGAGCUUUUGAAUUGCUUGAUACUUUUUACGAGGCAGGUGGAAAUUUCAUUGAUGCCGCAAACAACUGCCAAAACGAGCAAUCAGAAGAAUGGAUUGGUGAAUGGAUACAGUCCAGAAGGUUACGUGAUCAAAUUGUCAUUGCAACCAAGUUUAUAAAAAGCGAUAAAAAGUAUAAAGCAGGUGAAAGUAACACUGCCAACUACUGUGGUAAUCACAAGCGUAGUUUACAUGUGAGUGUGAGGGAUUCUCUCCGCAAAUUGCAAACUGAUUGGAUUGAUAUACUUUACGUUCACUGGUGGGAUUAUAUGAGUUCAAUCGAAGAAUUUAUGGAUAGUUUGCAUAUUCUGGUCCAGCAGGGCAAGGUCCUCUAUUUGGGUGUAUCUGAUACACCUGCUUGGGUUGUUUCUGCGGCAAACUACUACGCUACAUCUUAUGGUAAAACUCCCUUUAGUAUCUACCAAGGUAAAUGGAACGUGUUGAACAGAGAUUUUGAGCGUGAUAUUAUUCCAAUGGCUAGGCAUUUCGGUAUGGCCCUCGCCCCAUGGGAUGUCAUGGGAGGUGGAAGAUUUCAGAGUAAAAAAGCAAUGGAGGAACGGAGGAAGAAUGGAGAGGGUAUUCGUUCUUUCGUUGGCGCCUCCGAACAAACAGAUGCAGAAAUCAAGAUUAGUGAAGCAUUGGCCAAGAUUGCUGAGGAACAUGGCACUGAGUCUGUUACUGCUAUUGCUAUUGCCUAUGUUCGCUCUAAGGCGAAAAAUUUUUUUCCGUCGGUUGAAGGAGGAAAAAUUGAGGAUCUCAAAGAGAACAUUAAGGCUCUCAGUAUCGAUCUAACGCCAGACAAUAUAAAAUACUUAGAAAGUAUAGUUCCUUUUGACAUCGGAUUUCCUAAUAAUUUUAUCGUGUUAAAUUCCUUGACUCAAAAAUAUGGUACGAAUAAUGUUUAG